UGCAAAGUAAAUGCUUUAACGUCAAAUUCAAGUUCUAAUAUUGUGAAUCUGGUGUGCUUUUUCUCUUACAACAUAUCACCUACAUUUAUUGUAUAAAAAAAACGUUCCAGGCCAGUUUUCUUUUAUUUUCAAGAAUAAUGGACACUUAUGAGGAAUCCAAAGAAGAAAGUUGGGAUACCGAUACAGAAGAGUUCAAGGUAAAGGGCAGACUGUCGGACGAUGACAAGCCCAUUGAGAAACUAUCCUAUCUGAAUAAGCUGUUCGAUAAACUGGUCCUGACUGAGUGCAAAUCCAAUUCUGGAGACUCGGGCGUUGGGCAAAUUAAAACGGAGACCAUUGCUCCCGAGAGAGACUUUAUUCAGAAAUUCUUCGGACCACCCAAGGAUAUUUGCUGGGAAGAGGCCUCGAAGAAGGGCGAUCCGGUGGGACCCGAUUGUGAAAUCGACUAUGAAGCCAUCUUCAAGGAUUCGAGCAAGCUGGCAGCGGUGGAGAAGCGAAUCCAGCUGCUCUACAGACCCUUCAUAUGCGUUAUGAACUUUGGUUGCCGGUUCAACCUGUAUGAGCUGGCCAUCCUGAUGCCCGAUACCCGCUUCGAUCCGGGCAGCCAUCCCUCCGUGUCCGUGAGGCUGCACAAUACCUUUGCCCAGGUGAAGAUAUAUGCCGGUGGCAAAAUGGUGGCCACCGCCCUGUCUACUGAUGCUGCCCGAAAUGCCCUAUUCAAAGUAGUCCGGAUGGUGCAGGAGAUGGACUAUAAGGCGGACAUCCAGACCUUCAGCAAAAAUAUUGUGCAUGCUUCCUUCUGCUUGCCGUUCAAGCUCAAUGUGGAGCUGUUGUCGCAACUGCAUGCGGAACAUGUGACUAGAAACCCUAAGAGGCGACCCUUCGUCACAUACACCACCGAAAAUGAGGGCGUAAGAUUUGCUAUAUUCCCCACUGGCUUCGUCAUGGCCCUUUACUCCAGCUGUCACAACGAAACCCGUUCGGCCAUUGCUGCCUUGCUGCCGAUCUUGGCCAGGGUACAAAACGGAUAUCCCACGGCAGCGGAACUCCAGGAAUGGCAGGCCAGAGAUGUGAACUAUAAGUUGCUGUGGGAAAAGAAACUGGAGGACGACAGGGAAGGUCUGUUGCUCUAUUCGUGACUUGAGGCAACCUAGAUUUCUUCGUUUAAAUAGAUUAAACUAUCUAAAGAACGAAUGUCUCUCUUAUCUAUGUGCUAAUUACUAAAGAGAAACUCUACUUUUAA
Messenger RNA from Drosophila kikkawai, 1243 nucleotides. RefSeq names its product TBP-related factor 4 (gene Trf4). The record is from RefSeq and is a predicted model, not a curated record. NCBI's taxonomy places the organism in Eukaryota, Metazoa, Arthropoda, Insecta, Diptera, Drosophilidae. Gene Ontology annotation, biological process: DNA-templated transcription initiation. Gene Ontology annotation, molecular function: general transcription initiation factor activity; DNA binding.